AUGAAAUUUCGUCAGCGUGUUGCUGAUCUGAAUGCUGAAAUCCAAGAGCAACAGGAUCAGGUAAGCUUUAGUAUUUUCAAAUGUUUAUUUUGCUAUUUUGAUCAGUGA
Messenger RNA from Gongylonema pulchrum, 108 nucleotides. The record is from the annotation of a GenBank genome assembly. NCBI's taxonomy places the organism in Eukaryota, Metazoa, Nematoda, Chromadorea, Rhabditida, Gongylonematidae.